GGGCAUAGUCGGACUUGAGCUAUUAUCUCAUUAAGUUGUUGAUAAGACUUUAACGGCAUCCUUUUGAGACGGCAAGCUUAUUGAUAGGCAGAGUAAUUGUGACUUGUUUUCAUUUGUUGAUAGAGACGUUUCUGUGUGAUCACGUUUGUUGUUUGAUGGUGUCUUGCAGACUCACUCACUUGAUAAGAAUUUUUAAGCCAUUUUGUAUCAUGUGCGGGCACUGGACGUAAAUUACCCUUUUUCUUUCAUCAGUAAGUGAUCUGACCUGUUGUGUGUUUAGAAGGGGGCGAAUAUGGAUUUAGGGAAAGCGAAGCUUCUGAGGACUGGCCUUAAUACGUUAAGACAAUGUAUUCAUCCUGUGUAUGGAAUAGCGUGGACAGAUGGGAAGCAGGUGGCUUUGACUGGCUUGGACCUAAGGAGCGAUGAGCCCAAAUUUGGAGUUACUACCGUAAUCGGGCAGUUUGAGCACGUCCACGGACUGUAUUGGAGCCAUGUGUAUUCUGCUGGAAGUUCAGCUCUUCUUGCGGUUCAACAUAAAAAACACAUUUCGAUCUGGCAGAUCACUAGGGUGCAAGAACAGAACCGGCUUUUGGUUUCUCAAACGUGCGAAGCCAGUGAACCCUUUCCAUUGCUUCCCCAAGGUUGCGUGUGGCAUCCAACGAAGGAUGUCCUUGCAAUAUUAACUAAACGAGAUGCUUCAAUCUUAUAUGCUGUGCGCGCAGAUAAUUGUCGGGUUAAAGUCGAUAUCAAAGGCAGUGGGCUAAUACAUGGGACUUGUUGGACAAAGGACGGCAGUCGAUUAGUCAUUGCCAUUGGCAGUGCCCUACACUCUUACAUUUGGAAUGAUGUUCAAAAGACAGCUAAUGCUUGUACGUUUUGCCCUAUAUUCGAUGUGGGGAGCUACAUCUGUGCAAUUGAAGCAACCUUAGAUUCUCAAGUUGCAGUGGCCACAGAGCUGCCCCUGGAUAAAAUAUGUGGUCUGAACGCGGGCAUUGCAUUUGACGUUUCCAAUGGUACUGGAACAGAAAUGGUGUCCUCCAACUCUCCUGUUUUGGUUGUAAAUGAGCACUCCGUAGGCAUGAGAAGACGGUCUAUGGGUUCUGAAAGGUCAUUAUCUGCUGACUCUACAUCCUCUUCUUUGUCUGGUCCUGUAGAUCUAACUCAUAUUCUCGCAAACCAUCGAAAGUCUGACCCUAGCCCUUUAAUUCACCUGAGACGCAGGGAUUACCUUACAGGAAGCGGCCAAGAUUCAUCUCGUCUUAUUUUGGUAACGUUUGAAAGGAAAGUGACGACCACUAAAAAAGUUAACAUUCCUGGCAUUUUGGUCCCUGAUAUAAUAACAUUUGACUCUAGAGCUCACGUUGUGGCAGUAGCUUCUAAUACCUGCAGCACUAUUUUGGUGUAUUGUGUAACCUCCUCAGGCAUGCCCAAUGUUCAGCAAAUUCAGUUGGAGAGAAACGAAAGGCCAAAAGGUCUUUGCUUCUUGACUGAUAAAAUAUUGUUGAUUAUGGUAGGAAAGCAGAGAGCCAGUGAGCCAGCAUUCCUUCCUUCUUCUUCAAACUCUGAUAAAUAUUUUGUUAGACUGAUGAUCAAAGAUAUUGUUUUUGAAGAUGAUGCUUCAACUAUGUCUGGGACAAGUUUAGACUCUGGUGUGAGCUUCCCUGGUGCCAGGGUUUCUGAAAGUAUGCCCCAAGAUCAUCAUAUGGCAAGUAAGGAGCUUUUAAUACCAGGCAGCAAUGCUGUUGUAUCUCCUACUGGUAAACGAAGGCUUAUAGAAGAAAUAAGGAGCUCAGGGUGUGAGCAGAGUCAAGGGUCGCAUAUAUCAGAUUUACCUGACAUGCUUCAUCCAAAGUGUGCCACUUUGGGAUUGGAAGGCCUUGAUGCUGAACCAGUUAAUCGAUCUUUCAUUCUGCAUGGAAUAAGCUCUCCUGGCAAAAUACGGAGUAGACCCUUGUCUCCAAGACAAGAAUCAGAGAAUUUUAAUCAGGAUUCUGGUUUGACUAAAAAUAUAAUGCCAAAUGAAAAAUCUCUGGAUAAACUGUCCAGGAAUUUGGAGAAACUAUGCACUAGUUUUGUGGAGGUGCAGCAGUGCCUUUCAGAUUUAACAGACUUCACAAAAAAUGGGAAGAGGAUGUCACCAGGAGGUUAUCCUGCAUCAUCAGAGCCACCUUUUGUUUAUGUUAUAUGUCAGAACUUGAAUUCUAAUGGCAUGGCACCAAGUGAAAGGAGAGCAUUUCUUCUCUGUAAUGGCAGGCUACGUUUGAGUACAGUCCAGGAAGUUUUCAACCUUUCAGCUGUCGAAAUGAAAUAUGGUGCUUUCUGGAUCGUUCUAGUAGCUGAUAGUGAAGGAUUUGUCCCUUUAAUGUUCAAGUCUAAGCAAGAAGUGUUUAUAAGAGAUGGGUCAAUCAAACAAGAGCGUUGUGGAGAUCUUUCUAAAAAGCUUAGUAAACUCACCACUCAAGAAGACGCAAAUCCAAUACAGUAGCAUAUGCUAAAGCAGCUCCUGUUUUGUGCACAUUCUGAAUCAAAAUUUCUGCCUCGAAUCCUCAAAAGUAAACUGUUUAGAAAAUGUCUUUUUCUUUUGUAUAGUAUGCAAGGAAUAUGAAAGAUAAAUCACUUGAUUGUAUAAUUAGUUCACAUCUUAUAUUGUACAGGAGCUAUGGAAUUUUUUUUUUUUUCUUGAAAUGAGAUCCUAUUUUUCUGACUCUCACCUUGGUGAGUUCUGUAAAAGACAUGUUAUGUAUUACACAGUACAGAAGCCUGUGUAACAUGUUUUCAGUUUGUCCUUUAACCGUUUUUUUUUUUUUGGGGGGGGGGGGUGCAGACUAUGUGCUUUUUAUAAAGUAGAAGUGUGGGAAAGGUCUGCAGCCAAAUAAAAUGUUACUUGCUGUAUUAAACAACAUGAAAAGAAUGGCAUGAAGAGUGUCAAAAUAUCUGCAUUGGACUUAAAAAUAUUCUUAAAUGUACAAUCACCUUUCAGCAGGUGACUAAGACAAAAUAUGUUUUCCCCUGCAUGUCAUAUGAGAGGGUUGAAUAGUGACUAUAUCCCCUAUUCCUUCAUUGGCCUCACCUUGUUUUAUAAGUGCUUUGACUGAUGAAAUCUAAAACCUAGUCCUGAAUGUGUCAGCAUUGGUGUUGCAUUUAAAAUUGCUGGGUGCCCAGUUAGAUGGAUAGUUAACUGACGUAAUGAGUUUAAAGCAGUUUUAGUUGCUAAUCAGAUGGAUCAAGCAUCAAGAGUCAGGUCUGAGACCGAAAUAAUGCAGAUAAAGUUCUCUAUAUUGACAGCUAGGUGUUUCAGUUCUUCACAGUAUGUAAAGACUAAUCCAGUUUAAGAACUUUAUUUUUUGUAUACACAGAAAAUGUGUGCAUGUGUUUUGGGAGAGUAUGUAGGUCAGUUAAUGGCUGUUUUAUCGAGGCUCUUGUCUGAAAUCCUCUUAUAUUGUCUGCUGCUAGUACUUAAAAGAACUGUAUUAUUUAUAGACAUAAUAUGUGGAGCACAUGAAACAAGAUUACAUGUAUAAUAAUAAAAUAAACAAAGAAAAAAAACCAAAUAAAAUAAACUUUCUAAAUAAUUGUGUAUAAACCAGUAUGGCAGAUUUUUUUUUGUGAUCAGUUUGAGUAGACACCAUUGUUUCCCAUAGUAAUUCUUGCACUAAUUGUUGGAGAACUCAGACAUGCCCUAGUUAAAGAAAAAAAAAAAGAGGGGUGGUAUUUGCCAUUGUUGUUGCAUCUCUUGGUGGAACAGUGCUGAUGCAUGUGCCUGUGAGUGAUGGUAGCAGCCCCUCCAUGAAAGUUGAUUACAUAUGUACCUAGUUCUUUUCUAUUUCCUGUAACUGAAGCAGAGCUCCUGAUCAAGUUAAAAAAUGCAGGUCUUUAAGAGACAUGCACUUCUUCUUCUUCUUGGGCAUCUAAGUUGCUAUAUACUGCUGCACACCUGUGCAUCCUUGUGCUUCCCCUGCACACCUGAUUUAGAGGUAUUCAUAGGUUUGUAUGUUUAAAAAUGGAGCUUAUAUUGUAUUAAUCUUUUAAAAGGGUGAAUACCAUAGCCCCAUGUUUGUAUUCCUUAUUAUCAUUAAAAUCAUCCGGUGCUUUCUUAAAAGUAGACACAGACUUCCAUUGCUUAACUGUGAGUUGUACCUUGCUCAAUAAUGUAGGCAGAUGCCUUGUCACAUACGAAUCUCUUUUUUGUUUAUGUUUGGUUUUAACAAAAAUUUACUGAACCUGUUGUUAUCCAUUUGGGCUUUUGUCUACAGACAUAGAGCUUCAAAAAUAACUUGGUCUGUGUAUUAAAGACAUAAUAAUCAUCACUUCUCAGGAGACAAAAGUGGCAUUGAAUACAGUGAGACCAUCUUUAACAUAUAUAAAUAGAUUUAUAAGGCUUUACAACUAUUGCUGUGAGAGCCUUUGGAUUUUUUUCUUUCUGUAAGUUACACUGUACUCUAUAAUUGGCUGAGACAAUGUUACAUAGAAUGGUACAAUUAUUCUCUGGAUCCUCUUGAUAUUCUGUUUUAGAUUGGAUAUCUCAAAUGGUUUUCUAGCAAUUGCAGAUACAUUUAGAUUAAAUCCAAGUUUGUUUUGUCAAAGUCUCUUACAGCUUUGCCCAUUUUGUGUAUAUGAGAAUCAGUUUUAUAAUUUUCAUUCAUAACAUUUUCUGCAUUUCUUUACACUGAACAUGAGACUCUUGUGAGAGUGCUAUAAAUGUCAUGUGUAUGCCCCACCAUGC
Molecule: messenger RNA, 4723 nt
Organism: Protopterus annectens (West African lungfish)
Lineage: Eukaryota; Metazoa; Chordata; Ceratodontiformes; Protopteridae
Gene: WDCP
Product: WD repeat and coiled coil containing
Exons: 3
Coding region: 293-2485 (730 amino acids)
Molecular function (GO): kinase binding
Source: RefSeq, a predicted model, not a curated record